This is a messenger RNA of Phymastichus coffea, 1716 nucleotides long. RefSeq lists its product as uncharacterized. The transcript has 5 exons. Bases 179 to 1531 code for a protein of 450 amino acids. The record is from RefSeq and is a predicted model, not a curated record. NCBI's taxonomy places the organism in Eukaryota, Metazoa, Arthropoda, Insecta, Hymenoptera, Eulophidae.
CAGUCUGAACUUGCAUGCCAGUGCCGGUCAAACAUUAAAUGUGUAACCUAUAGGAUCGACGGUAUUUUAGCAAUCGUAUAGGAAUAGCACAAAGGAUAUACGAAUUUUUUACAACUGACAUUUUUAUUUUCGUAAAGUUCUAUCUUAGAACAACAACUUUAGAAUAGAAACUGCCAAAAUGAGACAAGAUUUUCGAGUAAAAAUUGAUAUAUCCAGGAUAUAUCAAGACGCAAGACAAUACAGUUGGAUUUUCAUCGACAGUACAAAGAUAUUUUAUGUAAAUCAAUUUGUUAAUCACGUGCGGAAGAUUUUCAAUAUCGAAAAGCCUUUUCAUCUUCUGUCAAGACACGAAGAUACGUGUUUUUUUCUGCCCUUCGAAGAAGACAUUAGAGUUUUGGAAAAUAACGAUACUGUUGUGAUCGUUCCUGGUACAGGGAUUAAUGAUGAUAAUAUUUCUGUAAUGAAAAGUGAUGUUGACUCAUUGUCAAAGGUACAAAGUAAUUGUAGAGAAGCUUCAAAAAACAAAGAAAGUGAUCUAAUUUAUAAUCAAAGUUAUACAACCGAUAAGUCCUCUCAAAAUUCUACUCAAAAUGUCUCAGAAAUUCCAUUGUUCAAUGACACUUUGUAUAGGACUGCAUUACAUGAUGUAGUUACAAGUGAUACCAAAGAUUCUGAAAUAACAGAAGAUAAUUACACUGAAGAACAAUUAAAUCCAGAGAAAAAUAUAUCCAAUAAAAGGAAAAGAGUGCGCAAGAGGAAACAGAAAAAGCCUGCAGAUGUAGUUCUUGAAAGUGAUAUUUCACUAAAUGAAACCUCUGGUAAAAAACCAAAAGUAAUUGAUUCAAUCUUAAUCACAUCUGGUGGAUCUGGUAAACAUAUAAGAUUCAAAAGUUUAGAUAAUGAUAUUACAUCAGAUGUAACUGCUUAUGAAAACAAUGUCCAUCAGAUAUUACAAACUGAAGAUACAAAAAAUAAGCAAAAUAUAAGCAAAGAUCUUACGGCUCUCCUCAAUUUGAGACAAAGUUCAACACCAUUAACAUUUGUACACAAACGAAUAAAAAAGGAAUAUAAUGAUACUCUAUAUAAGCCAGAAUCCAUUCAAGAACAAGAAAUGAGUAUUGAAUCAGAUGAGAAGUCUAAUCAGAUAAAUACAAGUUUGAAUGGUUAUAAAUUACCUGCAGAAGUUGAAAAAAGUAAAAUUCAAACGCCAACACAAAAAAGAUUUGAAGAUGAUGAUAAUAAUACAGUGUCUUUCAAGGUAUUCAAAAUAGGAGAAGAUUAUACACCUCAAAUAUCAAAUGUGAUAAUAGCUCAAAUUUUAUCUAGUAGUGCAGAGGGAUCACAGUACACAAUGAAGUUGUUGCAUGGUAAAGAUCAAUUGAAGGAACCUGAAGGCAAAUUUUCUCUUCCAAAAGAUAAAGAAAAUUCAGAUGAUCAUGAUGGUAAUGAUGAUGAUGAUGACAUCAUAACUCUUGAAAAAUCCAAACUUCUAGAAUUUACCAGAAUCAAAGCAAUUGACACUCCCAAGUAAUUUAUAUUAAUUUUUUUUUUAUAGUUUUGAUGAUUGUAUGUUAUUCUGUAUUUGUUUUAUUCUAGAGAAUGGCAUUUAUAUAUUUUUUUAUUGAAUGACUGAGAAACAACUAUGCACUAAAGUUUAAAAUAAUUCUUUUUGUUUGUGUGGUAAAUGAUAAAAUAUUUAAAGUCUAACUACUGUGU